This is a messenger RNA of Amborella trichopoda, 1207 nucleotides long. Its product is annotated as Putative AT-hook DNA-binding family protein. Gene Ontology annotation, cellular component: nucleus. Gene Ontology annotation, biological process: vegetative to reproductive phase transition of meristem. The record is from RefSeq and is a predicted model, not a curated record. Gene Ontology annotation, molecular function: minor groove of adenine-thymine-rich DNA binding; DNA-binding transcription factor activity. Lineage: Eukaryota; Viridiplantae; Streptophyta; Magnoliopsida; Amborellales; Amborellaceae.
UUAAUCCCUUCCUACUUUUAUCUCAUUCCCUGAGCUUAUUAAAUGUUUUCCUUUUUUGUGCCUGCUCUGCAACGGUUAUACUUAACCACCUCCUACUUUUCUCAAUCAUUCCUUGGAAAUACUAAUUUUUUCUUUAAUGCCUUAAGAUUGGGGUUUAUUUUAACACAUCUCAAUCGGCUUUGAGUGGGGGCAUGCAUGAAUGGCUGGUGCGGAUCUAGGAGCUCCAUCUUCCAAUGGCUCCAAGAAUGUGGAUUCCCAAGCACACAGGACAAACAUGACCAAGCCCUCUCCCCUGGACCCUCGAGCCCUUCUCCUGCCAGUCAAGAAAGGCAACACAUUCAGGCGGCCACGAGGAAGGCCUGCAGGCUCAAAGAACAAACCAAAGCCCCCCAUCAUAAUCACUAGAGACAGCGCAAAUGCUCUUAAGGCCCAUGCAAUGGAGGUGGGUCCGGGCUUCGAUAUUGGAGAGUGCAUCGCAAACUUUGCUAGAAGGAGAGGACGAGGUGUUUGCAUAAUGAGUGGGAAUGGGUGUGUUAUGAAUGUGACCAUGCGCCAAACCUCGUGUUCAUCUGGUGCCAUUGUGACUCUGCAUGGACGGUUUGAUAUACUAUCGCUAUUAGGCUCAUUCCUGCCCCCUCCCACCCCACCAGGGGUGACAGGCCUGACUGUCUUCUUGGCCGGGCCGCAAGGGCAGGUUGUUGGGGGAAGUGUGGUUGGCGCUCUUGUGGCUUCGGGCCCUGUCAUAGUCAUGGUUGCUUCCUUCAUUGGUGCUACAUUUGAUAGGCUCCCAUUAGACGAAGACAGGGGAGAACAUCAGCAGCAACAUCAUCAUGAUAUGUAUAACGUGCCACCCAACUUACUGCUCACGAGUGGGGCGCAGCCUCAGGAGCACUACUCUUGGAUAUCAGCAGGGAGACCUGGCUAUUAAUCGUAGCGCGUUGUUUUAAGAAUUGUCAAGUAGUUUGGUGUGAAAUCAUUUGUUCUAUAUUCUAUAUACCAAUCAAUCUUAUCUUUACCCCUGUAGUACUAAUCCACCGGUUUGAUGGCACCCUUCACUCCUGUCCUUCUUGCUGGUUGGUUGAGAGAGAGCAUUGAACGAAAGAACUCUGUCUACGCUUUUCAAAUUCCGAUUAUAUUUGCUACAAUCUCCAUACCAGUGAUUGAAAAAUUGUCUGAGUAGUUUCUACUCGGUUGAGUGGUUUCUACU